Messenger RNA from Hordeum vulgare subsp. vulgare (domesticated barley), 3789 nucleotides. RefSeq lists its product as uncharacterized. Bases 264 to 3551 code for a protein of 1095 amino acids. Gene Ontology annotation, molecular function: DNA binding. The transcript is spliced from 11 exons. NCBI's taxonomy places the organism in Eukaryota, Viridiplantae, Streptophyta, Magnoliopsida, Poales, Poaceae. The record is from RefSeq and is a predicted model, not a curated record.
GAGGGGUUUGCCAUUGCCAUUGCCAUUGCCUUCUCCGGCCGCCGUGCGUUCGUUGUUUCCGCCUCUCGAGGUUCCGGCCGUGCGGUCGUUGUUUGGUUCGGUGGGCGGCCCCGCGGCUGCGCGGGGUCGCUUCUGCGGGCUUGGUCGCCAUCGGCGGCGGCUCGGUGGUCGCGGUCGCCGGUCUUCCUUCUUGCCCCGUGGCCCCGCCCUUUGUUCUCCGUUAGGUGCCGUCGACGGGCAGGCGGGCCUUCCUUGAGGCAGCCAUGCCAGGCGCAGCGGAGGGCCCCGUUCCGUCAAGUUUGAUGGAUACGCCUCUUACGGAGGAAAGAAGGGCGGCUAGGCGAGUUCGCCGGAGAGUUUGCCCCUCUGGCUCGCCAACUGCUCCGACUCAUGGCGGGUCAGACGACGCACAAGAAAUGAGCACAGAUUCUACCGAGGUAUCAAGCAGUGAUUGUUACAUUCAGUUGUCAAGUGAAAGUUCAGACGACGGAUACGAAAAUAGAAGCUCGGGCCAUCGCAGAAAACGACGCAAGACGUCUGUGAUAUCCUCUGCAUCCGAGCAAUCAGGGGAAGACAGUCCUUCUGCAUACGAGUCUCUUGAGUCGGAUGAUGUUCAGAUAACUCCAGGGCAAGAUUAUGUGUUACCGCAAAGGUGUGAUCUAUCUAACGCCGAAAAGAACAGAGUAGUUGCGCUUAUCAAAGAAAUCAAACCUAAAGUUACUGUUUUUGUGGCUAUCAUGUUGAGGUCUUACUCUUCAUAUGUGACCAUUCCUAAGGAUUACGCUGUUGAGCACUUUCCACAUGAAAGUGCAACCGUCACGCUCCAGAGUCCAGGCAAGAACAAGAAAUGGCAUCCCAGAUUCUACAAGAAAGGAACUAUGAUCAAGCUUACGGGCACUUGGUUACACUUUGUGCGUGAUAAUGGUGUGCAUGUGGGAGAUAUCUGCAUUUUUGUACCCGCAAAAGGUGGAAAACCAUUCACGUUUACAGUCCAUCUACUUCCCAAAGAAACAACUGAUUCUCAAACUGAAGUUUCUCAUGAAUCUUCGGAGUGUGAGGACUCUCAUGGUCAGCCGCCCUACGUUUUACCAUAUGGAGCCCGUCUAUCUCCCUCUGAGAGGAGUGCCGUUCAAAAGAAAGUGCACUCCAUCCAAUCUGAAGUUCCAAUUUACGUGUCAAUCAUGACAAAGAGCAACCUUGGUUCCAGGCACAUGGAAUUGAGUAAACGAUAUGCCGCUGAACAUCUCCCCCACAGAAAUGUAACUUUGAUGUUCCAGUACAUGGGAAAGACAUGGAAUAUCAAUAUGUUGUUUCAUGAUCGGAAGUACCCCAAAAGGUGGUACCUUAUUGGAGGUUGGUCCAAAUUUAUCGCUGACAACAGUCUGCGAUUAGGAGAUAUCUGUCUCUUUGAACUGAAAAAGGACAAGAAGGAGCUUACCGUAAUAGUCCAUCUACUUCGCAAAGAGAGUAUCGAUCACCCCUCUGGUGGAAGUCCUGUUCCGGACUUGAAUUAUAUGAGGGCAAGCACAAUGAUUGCCUCAACAGUGCGUGUUGGGGAGGAGCCAGAUGACGAAGAAGAAACCUCCUCUUCAGCGCGUGAAGAAGAAGGAUUCGAUGACGAGCCUAUCGAGCAUAACCAUUCCGAGGGAGUCUCUAAGGCACACGUGCCCACUGCUCCAUGCUCAGAGAGUAAUGCGUCUGGAAUGAGCCUGUCAUCGGAAGCUAGAGAGCAAGCUGCUGGUUGUUCAAAGAAAAGUUUUGCAACAGAAUUUCCAAAUAAGCCUAGCUCCACUACGGAACACAACAGGAUUAUCCACACUAAAAUAACGGCAGCAUCAGAAGUUAUUGGUUUGUCAGACUACACGAUCCACAACAGUUGUGAUAGCAUUGAUUCACAAGGAGGAGAGUCUCUUGCUGUUCAACAGCAAUCGAGUCCUAGUCCUGGAAUUGGCAAUUCAAUUAAUCGGGAUUCUUCAAGUGGCGACCAUAGAAGGGCUGAACAUGUGGAGGGAGAGAGUGAUGUUGCUUUACAGUCAUUAGUAAGAGUUACAGGCCAGCAGGUACGCAAUGCUGAAAAGGAAGUUAAUGCCAGCGGUGGAGACAAUACUCUUGCAGAUCUACCUCAUCAUGUGGCAGCUGUGCCCAGCCAGGGUGCUUUACCCAUGCCUAAGGAAAAAACCGAUACUCAGACAAAUCGAUCUGUCCAACUAGAUGUAGCGCAAGCACAACCUCCACAAGGAGAGGUAGGGCAAGCAGGUCUGUCUGGUGUGGCAUCGCCUCAGCCUUUACAACCUGAAAUGCAAGCAUCAACGUCUAGGGAAAUUGAAGCUCAGAUGAAUGUUGUAAUUCAGUCUGCCCAACCAAGUGUAGCGCCAUCACAACUUGCGCAAGGAGAGGCAGAACAAGAUCUGUCUGGUUUAGCUUCACCUUCACAACCUGAAACCCGACCGUCAAUAUCUGGGUUUGUUGAAACUCGGUCCAAUCUUGUAACUCGGUCUGUCCAACAAAGUAUAGCACCCGUACAAUUUGCACAAGAACAAGCAGAUCUGUCUGGUGUAGCAUCUGCUCAGCCCUUGGUACCUGAAAUGCAGCCAUCAAACCCAUUUUCAAAUAUUCCGCUCGAAAGAACACACCCAAAUCGGAGUCAAUCAAGUCGUCAACCAGAGGCCGCAGCUGGUUCUGCCCAGCCUGCACAACUCUUUCCGGAGCCGUUGAUGAUGUUUAAUCACCCACCAAUUGGUGAUGAACCACUGAAAAAUGAGCUGCACAGGUUACGGUUACACAUUGACUCACUCGAUAAAAUCUAUGAAUUAAAGCAAUCGCAACUUCAGACAGAGUGCAGCCAAGAAAUAGAGAAGAUAAAACAAAAGUAUGAUUUGUUACUUGAGGAACGGGAUUCUGUUCACCUUGAGCAAAUGAAGACACUUGAUGGUUUAUUGGAGAAAGUUGUCUUCCACCAAUCCCUAUCGGCCGAUUUCCGAGCCAAAUUCAUAUCAUCAUCUGCAGCACAAGCAAAAGCCUAUAGCCCUCCAAUUCAUCAGACACCUCAGGCUUCUCAGCAAGCACCCACGAGGCUGUCAGGUGUGACAUCAACUUCGCUGCCAGCUGGUCGACCAGUAGUGCCUGGAGAUACACAGCCAUCACAUGUGGAUCGACCAUCAACAUCGGCAUCAUCACAGGCGCCUCGUCCACCAUUGCCAUCUCCACCAGUGGUUCGGCCUCCCAUAAACCCUGGCAACCUUGUUAGAACGACAGGAGCUCAUCCAAGUCACAUGCCUCGAGUUCCACUUCCACCACGUGGAAGCCAUAGAGUUCCGAGCGCGCCUGCUCCUCAUCUUCAGCACAGAUUGCCGCCGCGGACGCAUACCACAGCCCCUGCAAAUCAGAGGCAGCAGCAGCAGCAUGCCACAUCUGCAAGCCCGCAGUCUUCGCAUGUGGUUCCCCCCGUGAGCUCAUCACCCUUGCCGCCAUCAAGUUCACAACCAACUGACCAUGGUUCGUCGACUCGCAUGGAUGUGGAAGUGGUAUGCCUGUCUGACGAUGAUGAGUGAGGAAGAGGAAUUAGACUAAUGACUAGAGAGUAGGGGUAGGGAGCCUGACUAGUAAUGGCCGAUUAACCCAUUCAUUCGGCUCCAUGUUUGAGACGCUGCAGGCACAGCCGUAGUACCCCGCCCUGUAUAUGACCGUCCUAGCUACCUGAUGUUGCUGUACAUUGCAAACCACCAGGUGUUAAGAAUGUGUACUGUUUGUCCUCUCCAUCUUAAAUACGGGUCCUCAUCUCAUGCUGAA